UAUAAGAACAUUGUUGUGUCAUCUGUUAUUAUGGAAAGGUGAAUACUCCUAGAACAUAAAGAAGAAUAAUAGUUUUAUGACUGAGUUAAAUCAUCAGCUGUUGGCUAUUAGUUUAAGAAAAGAGGGGACUUUAGAAAGUCAUGGCAAACCAAUUACAUAUGCUUUGAGGUAACUAUCUUUGUGAAGCAAAAGGAAUGGUCAGCAUCAAUAGAACAGAAUGAAGGUAAAAUUCAAUACUAGGUUUAUUAAUCUUGUGUAUCACCAUAUAAGAAGGAAAGCCGUCCCUCCUAAGCUUUUUCACAAUUUCAAACUUAAGCUUGGAUCAGUCAGGGAAGCCCUGCAAGAAAACCAGAAACUAGGGACCUACUUGGCAUCGCUGCCAUUUUUCGUUUCUGAAAAUGUAGAAACUGAGGCUUGAAACUUAUUUGGUUCCCCCUUCCACUUUUUAAUAUUCUGACAACUGCUUUUUAGAGUUCUCAAAAAAGUGAAAGCUCUUAGAAAUAGCUUUCAUUUUUCUUUGAAAAUGAAAACCGCCCAUUGCCACCACCGCUGCCUCUUUCACCCAGGGCCGGCCCGACCUAGGCGGUCGCCUAAUCCCUGGCCCAAAGGAAGGCCACCGCUUAGGUUCAAGGAAGAGCUACAGUAAAAUCUUAAAUUUUCUUCGCUGCUAUAGUGCCACGGCUACUUUCCAUCGCAAUCGCACUGCAAGAGGCUGCUUCCCAUCGCCCCAAGGGCUGCUUCCCAUCGCCCCAGGGGCGAGCCAGCAGGUCGUCUCCGGCCGGGGUUACAAGGAGUACCGCGGCUACGGGCUACCGCAGCCGGGGAACCAGACCCUCGAUCAGUUCACUGUUCAUCAAAGACAUCUCUUACCGCCUCUGUUCGCCGACUCGCCGUUCCCAAAUCCCACAUUCCCACUUCGGCAGCGGGCAGUUCGGGCCUGUCCGGCGUCUUCUCGUCUGGGUCCCAGGAGCCAGAAGCCUUCCGCCAAAAUCACAUCUCCAAUCUCUUACCCAAGUCCUCGGCCGCUCCCAAUCCCAUCCGCUGAUCUGUAGUCGUUUCUAGUUAGGCCUGAGAACAAGACGAAUCCACCGAAGUCGAGGCCACUCAUCCCCGGACCUUAUUUCCACUCGCAAGGAAGAAGGCCCAGCGAGCAAGCUUCCUGUCUUCAGGUUACCGAGAACAAGACUACCACUGUGCAGCCGGAGCGUCCUCCAAUAUGGAUAUGGGGAUGAUCGGAACGAGGGUCGGAGGAUGGUUUGCAUCCUACGUCGUAAAUAAACUGGCUGAGAAGGUUUCGCUGCAUUUGGACGACCGAUAUGAUCUGCUCACGGGUGCGAAGGCUAUGGCGGAGGAUGUGAAGGCCAGACUUCCUCGUAUCCGAGCUGUGAUCCAGGCAGCGGAGGGGAGGCCGAUCAGGGACGCAGCGCUGGCCGCGUGGCUGAGGCAACUCAAAGAUGCUGCCUACGAGGCUGACGAUGUGCUGGAUGAGCUUGAAUUCAAGGAGCUUCAUGACAAGCUGCACGGCAAGAGCAAGGUGAGCGACUUCGUAUCCCACGCUGUUAAGCUUCUCAAGCAUUUUAUAAUGUCCGACGAUGACCUGAAAAACUUGAAGAAUCUUGCGGGAAAUCUUGAAAAGAUUUAUCUUGACAUCAAUUGUAUGGAAGAACAAUUAAAGGACUACACCACAAAGCAGAGAAGUGUGACCAGAGAGACCAGCUCGAUUAUCCAGGACAUUGUGGUUGGGAGAGACAAAGAGAGAGACAUGAUAUUAGAUGUGUUGUUGCAUUUAGCUGAUGAACCGGAAUCUAGCAUCAAAUGUGGGACUGGGAGUAGUAGCUACCCGAGUCUUGGUGUUCUUCCUAUAGUAGGCAUUGGGGGUGUUGGCAAGACUGCUCUGGCUCAACUUAUUUAUAAUGAUGAAAGAGUAGCAAGGCAUUUUGAGCUGAGGAAGUGGGUCUAUGUGUCUGACAAUUUUGAUGUCAAGCGGAUUUCUAAAGAGCUGGCAUAUGACUCGGUGCUCGCCCGGAUCUCGGACGAUAGUAGUUUGGAUGGCAUUCUAGGGAAAGUUGGAGAUGCUACGAGGAACAAAAGGUUUUUGUUUGUCCUUGAUGAUGUGUGGGAUGAGACAGGUAGCAAGUGGAGAGAACUCCAUGGUGUCUUGACAUCUGGAGCGAAAGGAAGCAUGGUUCUGGUGACAACACAGAGUCCAGUAGUAGCAGAAGUUAUGGGCACCAUGGACCCCAUAGAAUUGAAGAGCCUACAGGAAGAUGACUACUGGAUACUUUUUGAACAUUGUGCGUUUGGUGAAAAAAAUCUUGAGGAAGAGCGAAAGGAAAAAUUGCAAACAAUAGGAAGGAAAAUAUCUGAAAAACUUCAUGGCUUACCUCUAGCUGGGAAGGUACUGGGAAGUUUAUUGAACUCCAAACUGGAUGAGGAUUACUGGAAGAUGAUCUUAGAAAGUGAGUGGUGGGAACAUGAAUAUGUUUUGGAUAAUAUCCUUCCAUCUCUGGCUUUGAGUUACGAACACUUGAAUGCAAAUCUAAAGCAAUGCUUCGCUUACUGUUCCAUAUUUCCCAGGGGCUAUUGUUUGGAAAAAGAUCGGUUAGUCCAGAUAUGGAUGGCUCAAGGUUUUAUCCAGAACAAGAGUCGGGUAACAAUGAGAAUGGAAGACAUCGGGGGUCAGAUAUUUGACGAAUUAACUAACAGGUGCUUCUUUCUACCAACUCUGACUGACAAGUAUGUGAUGCAUGAUCUGAUAAGAGAAUUGGCAGUCUAUGUUUCGUUGGAUGAAUGCUUGGUCAUCAGCGAUGAGAAAGGAAAAAUUCCAGAGACAAUUCGCCACCUGACUCUGAGGACUGAUAAAAAAAUGGAUGCAAUUAUGGGCACGUGUAGACUUCAAAACCUACGGUCCAUUUUAUUCUUUGGUGAUUAUGAUUCUGAAAAAUUUUGUAGUUUUCUUGACGGCAUGUUAAAACAAUCAAAAAGCCUGCGUGUCUUGGAUUUAUCUUACAGCCAGGUAAAGCUGAAGAAGCUACCGGAUGCUAUCAGUGGGUUAUCACAUCUACGGUACUUAGAUGUCUCCUGCACUAAGAUCAAACAGCUGCCCAAAUCAUUUGGUAGGCUUUGCCAUCUUCAAGUUCUGAGGAUGCGAUCCUGCCAUCUUAAAAGGUUACCCCAAGACGUGAACAAAUUAAGCAACUUGCGGCAUUUAUAUGGAGAAGCGGACACAAUUUCUCUAAUUACUGGGAUUGGAGAUCUUAUCAACCUUCAAGAAUUAGAGGAAUUCCAAGUCACAAAGAAGAGGCGACAUGAGAUUGGAGAGUUGAAGGGCUUGAGAAAUCUUCGGAGACGGCUUGUGAUCAAGAAUCUUGAGAAUGUCAAUAGUAAGGAGGAGGCCAUGGAGGCGAUGUUGAAAGACAAAGAACACCUAACUGCAUUGCAUUUAGUCAAGAAAUUAGAUGCAAGAAGUCUUCCUGAUGCGGAGAAGGAGAUAUUUGAAGGCCUCCAACCACAUCCCAGUCUUAAAGAGCUGAGGAUCAAGGGCUAUGGAGGUACCAGAUUUCCAACAUGGAUGGUGGAAAGCAAGUUUCUCACCAAUCUAGAAUUUAUUUCUCUAGAUUAUUGUGUCAGGUUGGAGAGUCUGCCGCCACUAGGGCAGCUGCCUUUCCUCAAGGAACUUCAUCUUGCCAACAUGCCUGCCGUAAAACGAAUUGGUCGUGAAUUUUAUGGUGACACUGGUGUGGCAUUUCCAUCCCUCGAGGCACUAACAUUUAAGGACUUCAAGGAAUGGGAGGAAUGGUUGGAAGCAGAUGGCGCACAAUUUUUACCUCGCCUCCGUAUAUUCUACCUCCAAGGUUGCUACAAGCUAAGGAAAGUUCCCCUCCUCUUCCUGUCCUCAUCGCUUGUAGAGCUCCGCAUCGGAUACUGGGGUGACUUUGGCAAUGCACUGCCCGGAUGUUUGCAGAGUCUCACCUCUCUCACCGAUCUACAUCUCGUGGAUUACCGCGCCCAAGUAUCUCUUUGUUUAUCAAAUUUGAGUUCUCUCAAACAUUUGGAACUUUGGGAUUGCCCGGAGAUGAAGUUAGUUGGGGGGGGGUUACAGUUCCUUACUACACUUGAAAGACUAGAACUCACAAGAUGUCCGAAGCUCAUCGAGUCCUCAGAACCUGUGCAGCUCCACGAGGAGCAGGGACUGCGAACUCUUAAUGGUCUCACCAUAGACGACACGGUCCUACUUCAAAAUCUGUGGAUUCUGUUGGGAAGCCUCCCCUCACUGCAGCGGAUGCAUAUACGUUGGUGUCAUGGUAUGACCAACUUUACAGGGGAACAGGAGCUAUGGUUCCAGCAACUAACAUCUCUUCAAAGUCUGCAUAUAACUGACUGCCAUAGUCUUGAAAGCCUACCUAUUUUGGCAAAUUUUCCCUCUAUCAGGAAGUUAUAUAUACUCACCUGCCCUAAGGUUAGGGCACUGCCAGGGAAUGGCGUGUCUACUUCGCUCGAAGAAUUACACAUCGGUGCAUGCCCUUUUUUGAAGGACCGAUGCCAAAGAGGAGGAGAUGACUGGCCAAAGAUUGCUCACAUACCUUUCAUACAUAUUGAUUCUGAAACCAUACAAAUGCCGUGAAAAGAGAAUUCGAUGCCACUCCUACAUCCAUUCUUCAGCGAAACAGCCACCCAGAUUUAUUAAGAAAGUAAAAAUACAGGGAAGUUAUAGGAAGAGGGGGGAGGUGGAAGAUUAGAGGUUUGCAGGAUCUGGAAACACUAAGAUCAGAAUAACAAAACAGAGGAUCUGAAAACGCUCUUGCAAGGAAAAGGAAACCAGUCUCUGAAAUUCGGCUGAGUAAAACAUGAAGAUGUAAUUUCCUUUUACAGCACUGGAUGACGCAGUCAAGGGAUCUUCAUGUCAUCUAUACCACCUGUCAGUUAAUUAUUAACAAGUUGUUUAAGCACGCAUUUAAUGUUUCGGUCGAUAACUCAUGUUUCAAUUGUUCCUUGAAAUAUCUUUGUUGGUGCAAAUCUCUGCGAGGAAUCAACUCACCUUGUAUUCCUCCGCACAGACUU
Molecule: messenger RNA, 5061 nt
Organism: Phoenix dactylifera (date palm)
Lineage: Eukaryota; Viridiplantae; Streptophyta; Magnoliopsida; Arecales; Arecaceae
Source: RefSeq, a predicted model, not a curated record